UCUUGUCUCUCCCACAACACUUGUGUGACCAGGGAAGGGGGCGGGUUGAGGUUGUUUUUUAAAAUGUAUCUUUAAAAGUUUGCCUUUCUCCGUUCUUCUAUUACUGUCAAGUUGGGGUUUUUUUUCUAAUCUCCCUCUUACUCUCUUUCCAUUUUCGAAGUGUUUGUCACGAUAAUUUCUCGAGCAUCGUUUCGUCAAUUCCUGUCGCUAUCGGAUUCCUCUCGGAAGCUCGAACGUGUUCAGGAUUUACACCGCUGCCACAGGAAGACAUGAUGCUGAGGAGGCGGGUGUCGGUCGGGAGUGUGGCAGUUUGAGACUGGGGGAUGUUCCGCUGAGUUCAGCGCUGAGCUGUGAUUUCUUUCCCUGGGAGUACCGUGGUGGGAAUCUACUCACGGCAACCAGCGUAGUUUGUCACAAAGCCCUGCUGGCUCGAUCAGCACCCGGGGUCGGUCGGCAUCGUGUGGUCUCUACACAAGACGGCAGAAAAUGUCGUGCACUUGAUUCCUAUGUGAGAUUCCGUGUGUUUGAGCUGCACUGCUUGGUAGAACAGUUUUCUAGAUUUAGGGUAGACUUGGGUGUGCAUGAGACUAAGCUAUGUCCACGGGCUCCUAUGACGAGGCAUCGAAUUUGGUCAAGGAUCCGUCAUCACCAGUCCUGUCUGGCGCCGAGGGAGGAGACGACGUGUUUGCAGACUCGGGCAACUCACGGGAGACAACCGCUAGCCCCUCGUCCUCCUCCGCCUCUUCGUCCCUAGUUGUCACAAAAGGAAGCAGUAGGUCCCCCUCUCCCAAAAAGUCGAAAGCCGUCAAAGGUUUAGGGUUUUUGAUCAAGGCUCGGGAAGGUGCGAAAAAGAGCAGAUCAAAGUCCCCCCUCUCUUUGAAGCCGGCCUCCAAAUCCAAGAAGGCCACGUCUGAUGACGAGGAUUUUCUCAGCGAACUGGGCGCCGGUGCGCAUGCGCAGGAGGGAGAUGGCGAGCUCGACGACAAGGUCAAAGCCAAGUCGGAGCACUGGCAGGCUUUCUUACAGAUGCAGGAUCGCAUCAAGCAGAAUGUCUUAAAGACUCAGACGAGCAUCGGGAAACUCGCGUCUGGCCGGAUCUCCCCCUCGGGUCGGAUCUCACCGGGCAAGGAUAAGCAGAAGAACAGCCGUGAAGACGGCAGUGGCCAGGCAUGCAACAUUCCAUUCACCAAUCUCGACGACCAGGACGCUUGUGACGACUCGGUGGACACCCCAGAGGCUGACCCUCCUCUGCCUGCCACGUCUGCGAGCAGCGAUCCCGAGAGAAACAACUCGGAGCUUUUCUCCAACGUCUACGAUAGCACGGACCUCUCCAGUCUCAUCUCUGUCCCUCAGUUUACUGUUUCCUCUCCUUCAGCGUUUCAAACCGCGGCCCCUUGCGCUGACUCCAAUUUUGCGAUGGAUCAGGACGGGUUCGCUGACCUUCUGGGGUUUGACCCCCCGCCAGCAGGCAGCAGCGCUGUACCCCCUACUGGGGCCGACUCCACACUUCCCAGCGCCGGCGGCGAUAUGCCUCCUACUUCUAACGGCGGCGACGAGUUCGAUCUUUUAGGUUUGAGCUCCGACCCAGCCCCUCCUCCCACCGCCCAACACCAGUUCUCCAACCAGAGCUCCCUGAACGAAGACCUGCUGGGUCUGGACGACUUCCUGUCGUGCCCGGCGUCACGUGACAUGUCCCAGGAGAACCUGACCACUGAUUGGUUCGCCGGAUCCUCCACGGCCCAGAGCAGCGCGCAGUCCUCGUUGUGCCCGAGCCCCGUGCAGUUUGACCUGGAGGUGCUGCAGAGUCAGGGCAAGCUGGUCCCCGAGAGCACGGCCGUGUCGGACCUGGCGCGCUCUCUGGUGGACGAUUUCCUGCUGUGGGGCGCCUCCAACUCCGACGAACCUUUGUCCAAAAACCCUUUCCAGUCGGACGACCUUUCUUCGGAUCAAACUCUAAAACCGAACGCGUUCAACCCCUUCGCGACAAUCGUGGAGUCGGACGACCCCGACCUCGGGGCGGAUUUCUUUGGAAACAUCUCCUCCGAGCGGACACCGGUCAAUGCUUCAACCCAUGAGGCGACCUUUGACCCCUUUGUCGUGGACAACAACGACAGCUCCUCCGCCCCCGCCCCCACCGCAGACCUCUCAUCAGCAUUCUCCUCGCUCGACCCGUUCGCACCGCACCCCAGCCCGCUCCCCGCCGUGUCCUCCGCCCCGCCCCUGGACAUCAACUCCAACGCUGCCCCGCUCACGUCUGCUGCUGUUCCUCCCCUCCGACCCGCCCAGCCGGCGCCCGGGAGGAAGUCGUCCAGGAAGUCCUCCAACCCGUUUCUCUUGCACGACGAGGACUUCCGGGACGGGGAGAUAACUUUUGACGACAAUUUCUUCGCCAGCCGCGGGAUAUUCCACGCCGCGCCCGCGAAAGAUCAGGACAGUAUUUGGGGGACGUCCUCGGACUCCGCGAGCGCCAAUGUUGCGACUUCUGGGACGUCGUCUGUGGCUGGCGCCGACAACCCUUUCCAGGACGAUCUGUUCACAGCCGCAGACAUCAGCACGGCGGACUCGGAGGCUGACAGAGGCGGAGACAACAUGUCCUCCAUCAGCCAGCCCAUUAACCCUUUCCUCACGGCCAGUUUUGAGAAUAUAGCAGCGCAAGCCCCGAUCCAACCUCUUGGAGAAGACAACCCGUUCGCAGCGAUGGUCAGCGGAAGUCCAGCCCGCUCUCCCAGCCCGUCUUUGGCUCCGGCCACCACCGCUGCCAACGACUCGUUGUUCGGCCCCAGCCUAGAGGCAAGCGUUGUCGCGGGAAACGGCGCUCCCCCGGCCGCGGGCAACGAUUUGACCUUUGACCCUUUCACUUCCCUGCCGGCCGACCAAGCCAAGACGAACGCCAGCGGUGGCGAGACGCAAACGUCCAACCUCCUGGACACACCCGAAGACUCGGACAGUCUGUUCGGACCGUCGUUGGGUCAGUCGAAAACGGCCGGAGGUUUCGGCGAGGACGGCAAGUUCAAGCUGGACAUUCGGGAAAAGUCGCAGGGUGACGUGAGCUCUGGCCCCGUGCCCGUCCUGCCCCCGCCUCCCAAACCCCCGAAAUCACCUCAGAUGCCUCACAGGGAGAACCCGUUCGACAAGGAGUCUCCUCCAGAAGAAAACUUCGCCAGCUUCGCGGAAGUGGAAGAAGAGCUCCGGAAGAAGUCGGAGGCGGAAGCGGCGGAAGCGGCCGCGGCCAAGGAGCGCCGGGAACGCAUGAAGUCUCUGACGUCAGAGGAGAGCACGCCGGAAGAGGAAGGGCCUCUGGAACCGCUGGAGCCGUUUCGUAGCCUGGAGAACAAGGUCAUGUGGAAGCUCAUGGUCAGGCAGCCGACCAAGAAGAAGUUGGCGGGAAAUCGGUUCUGGAAAAUGGCGUGUAUCCGGCUAGGUCAGAACAAGGACGGGCCUAUGAUCAGGCUGUUCAACGAGGAGAAGGACACCGAGCCCUUCCAGGAACUUCCCCUCCAGCCGUGCUACUCCAUCAGUGACGUGGCCAUGCAGCAGUACGACCAGUUCGGCAAGAUACACACCGUCAAGAUCCAGUAUAUCUUCUAUCGGGAGCGAGUCGGCAUCCGCCCCGAGCGCAUCACGCCGUCCUUUGUGAGAAAACCCAAGCCCAACAUGAUCCUGGACCACGCGCCACAAGUGUCGGAGCUGCUCAAGUUUGGCGGUCUGGACGUGGAGGAAAUCACCUCGUUUGUCUGGGCCGUGGAGGACGCCCUCAUGAAGCUGGAGUGUCACCGAGACAAGACUUUGACCUACGCCAAAGACGAGGUCCAGGCGGAAGUCUGGGAUGAGUACUCGGCUGUCAUUGACAAGGACGGCCACGUAGCCUCUCAGAAGGCGCGGGUUCGGAUCUUCUUCCUCGCUUUCUUGACGGGCAUGCCGGCGUGCGAGCUAGGCAUCAGCGAUCGUCGUCGCAAAGGAAAGGAGGUUGUGGGGAGGCACGACAUUAUCCCCGUGCGGACUGAAGACUGGAUCAAGAUCGAGGAUCCGGAGUUCCACCACGUAGUCGAUUUGGAGACGUACAACAAGACCCACAACAUCCGCUUCCACCCUCUUGACGCCUGUCAGUUCGAGCUGGUUCGCUUCCGGGUUCGUCCGCGCGAGAACCGAGAGCUGCCCCUUCAGCUGCGCAUCACCCAGGUGAUGAAGAACCGGCAGUUCGAGAUCCGCGUGGACCUGCUGGUCACCGGCUACCACGCCUUCAGCAAAAAGUGUGGCCAGUUCCCGUGCGAGGACAUCGAGGUUCGAAUCCGCGUGCCCGAGGUGUGGAUCUACUACUUCCGCUACGAGAAGCGGUUCGGGUACGGCUCUCUCAAGGCAAUGGCUCGGAAGCCGGGCCGGAUCAAAGGUCUGGAGAGGAUCACAAUGAUGGCGCAGGGUCUGCUCACCCCCGCCCUCAUGGAGGCUUCUGUCGGCUCGGCCAAGUACGAACAUCUGUACCGCUCGGUGGUGUGGAGGAUACCCAGACUUCCCGAGAGAAAUCACGGAGCAUACAAGAACCACCUGUUUGUGCUGCACCUGGCCCUGGGCCAGCACGACGAGGUGCCGGACUCACUGGAGCAGUGGGCCGACUGUUCCUUCACCAUGCCCGCCUCCACCGUCUCCAAGGCCCAGGUCCGCUCCAUCAGCGUGGAGAACCCCACGCCUCCGGAGAAGUGGGUGCGCUACAUCGCCAAGUACCAGUACCGCGUGGAGAUUGAUAACGUCAUUGAGACUGAGUCAGAUCACGAGACUAGCGAGUGAGUGAUUUGGGAGGCUGGCUCCACCGUUUGAUGGAGAAAGAUUUGCACAAGAUCAGGGAGUGAUCGGAAGCAUUGAUGUGCUGUUUGGACAGGAAAGGAUUGUGGAGACCCGCUGGUGAUGUGAUGGUUGAUGGGGCAGCGUGUAGAAGAGAAAGAUCAAGCAGGACAAGCUGGCGAUUAAAGAAAAAACAACAUCAUUCUGGAGAACAUUGCGCAAAAGGUGUUUGAGAGACUUAAAAACAUUUCUAAGAGACAGUCAGAAGAAAGGACAUGGGGUUUGAGACCAGGAAUGGAAUGAUAAUGAUGCCUAAAAUUCUCUGCUUUGAAACACAGCUGGCUUUACUCUUGUGAAACCCUGAAGCCAGUCGUGUUGUAAAGUGGAGUCACCAGGCUCAAGCUGAUUGGGUCAUCUGAAAUUAUUUGGUGAUGAAUUUGCACUCUUGGUAGUGAUGGGAAAAAAACAAAGAAAGAAAGAUUUCUUUACCUCAGGGCUGUCCACAGACUUUGUUUAUGUGUCAUGUGGAUUUUUUUACACUCCAUACUGCCCCUUUUGGACCCACAACAAGCAAACAGUUUUUGUUCAAUUUCCAGUGAUAUCAUGAUGCCAUUGUCACUAAGCCCCUAGGGAAGUGUUUGUCAACCUUUUUAUCUCCAGCACCCACUUUUGCUACUUAAAAGUUGUCAUACCACCCACCUACAUAUAUAUUCCCCAGAGGGGCAUCAAAUGAUACCUGUGACGAGACAUGUGAUCCCCCCCACCGCCCACCAAAAUUACCAAAUCGCUCACUCAUGGAUAAUGUCACCCAGGUUGGCAACCACUGCCCUAGUGUGAUGUUUAGAGACGCGCAAAAUCCCUGAAUUUCAACACAUCAAAAUGUAAAAAAUGAUGAAAAUCUCUGAAGUAUUGAACAAGUAUGAAACUAAAGGUCUGAUGCAGAAGGAAAAAUAAAAGCUUAAACUUUCAUAAGCAGAAUGUUCUGUGGAGAGUACGUUUUAUCGAAGCUGUGAACAACCUUUUCCCUGUCGUUUUACUCGAGUCGUUUCCCCUGAGCUGUGUGCUGUUCAUGCUGCUUGUCACAGUGAGGCGGACAGUGACAGCAAAAUCUCCGUCUUUGAUCUGACCAUCAUGAAUUCCUUUGAAUUAUUUGUAACAUUCCCUCUACUGUAUUCAUUUAGGGUUAAGUCUUUGCAUUAAUUGAUCUCCCGUGUGACGAUAGAAAGUCUGACCAACUCAAAGACAGCUAUGAAAAUUGACCAAAACCUAAGAGUAUUUAUUUGAUUCCCACAAAAUAUUGAGUGCUGUAUUUUCUUAAGAGUCACAGGUCAGUGCAGUAUUAUGAUACAUUCUGACAGAGCCUUUGAAGAGCUUUCAUCUCAUAUCAAUACACUUUUCUGUUUGGGUCAAAUCCGUGUUUGUCUCUCUAUUUAUAAUCUCCAUUAGGGAAAAGUGUGGAGGGGAGGUACAGCUUUCCUCCGACUGUCCUGUGUUUGCAAUCUGGUAAAGAGGAGUAAUCCAUGACGUUUAUCGUCUGCUCUUUAUCGUCUGCUCUUUAUCGUCUGCUCUUUAUCCUCAUUCUCUUGUCCCAAAUGCCUGUCUACGUAUUUAUUCUGUCGUGUGUGGAGACGGACCGUCCUGACAUCACACCAACAUUGCUAAACUGAUCUCUCUGCCCAGUGCUUCGUCUACCGCAACAAAAGAAAAAAACCAACCUGAAGUGACCACUCAAGACCAACUCUUUUUACUUUUUGUAUUCUUGUCAACAAUUUGUCUUCUAUUUAUUCUUCCCUCUGAAAGUUGAGCUUCUGUGACCUGUACAUAAAACUGAAUGAGUGGAUUUGCUUAGCUAUUUGUACGGAGGAAUAGCUUGCUGUUGCUAGUGGUUUCAGAAUACAUGUAGAUUAAUGUUUGACUGUUUUCGCACUGAAGCAGGAUAUGAAAAUGUUAUGAUCUAGUCAUUUAGAGAUGAGUUGUGUCCCCUUUCAUAACACCGCUGACUGUUCUUUACACACACAAAUCUUUGUAUUAUGCCAUCUUUCACAUGAUUAUGUGCUUGUUAAAAUUGAGUAUUCUGGCAUAAACAUCCAGUGAAAGAACUGUGCUCAUACCGUUGUAUUAUAGUUACUUCUUUUUACACCCGCUCACUGCAUUAACUGUCAUUUUUUUACUUCAUGUCUAAAGUAGAUUUUGGCCCCACCAUCCCCCCACCCUCCCCCCACCAUCCCCCCACCAUCCCAUGCGAGAUUUGCCGUUCAUAUUGUGCGGUGUAGUGUGAAGACGCUCACCCUUGCCCAUGUUAAGGAUAACACAUUUUUUGUACUCAUUGACACCCUCUCUGUGCUUGCUACUUGGAAUUUGUUGUUUUUCAAUUACUCCUCAAUGAGGUUGCAUCGUAGAUAGCAGACUGUUUCUGAUUGGUGGUGUUAGAUUUAAUUCUUAUUUCUGUUGUUAUGUUGAAAAUGUUUUUGUGUAACUGUAGGCAACUCUGCUCUUUUAUGAGGUGCUGGUGUUUGUCAACACUUUUUUGGCUCUGAGUUGUGAUUAUUUUUUUCCCCCUUUUGUGAUGUGCUGGCCCCAGCGGAGUGUGUGAUUCCCUGCCUCAGCAGCUCCUGUGAUAGCACCUUUUUGUUCACUUUCUCUAAUCAGAGAAACUGCUGGGGUUUUUGGUCAGUUUAUAAUUUGGAAAACCUGAACGAUUUGUAGAAAAAAAGUAGUGCGAAUAAUUAUGUUAAAAUAUUAAAUAAAAAUGUCAAAAAAAACAAAAAACUUUAUGAAUUUAAUUGUUGUGUGUCAUGUAAUCUGACUGGAAAGUUCUCACCAUCUUCAAAAGUUUGUUUGUGUGGGUCUUUUUAGUUUUAGCUUCUGGCAGCGUGCGGUUUUCCUGUGGAACUGUCGGUGUACGUCUUCAGCUCCUGUCCUGUGUGCUUUCCUCACAGCCAUGUUGUUCCGGCUGCUGUUUUCCACUGACUUAAGUAGUUGGUUAAUGUACUGAUCAAGUCAGUUUGGAGCACCACAGGAUCCUUUUACUUUGAGAAACUGGACAAUCAAUAUCGACGCUUACUUCAAUUGCAGUAUGGUAGAGGAUGGCGCGUUUAGCAAAAUGUAAGUUACGUUUGAGGGUUUGGGAAUGUCAGAUAUAUCAAAAGGCGAUGGAAUCAGGCACUCAUCAGUUUUUGGGCAUGUGGAGUUAUUGGUAUCGUUCUAAAGCUUGUUUAUUUGUCUUGCUUUUGGUAAAAAAAACAACCCACUCUUCUUUCAUGAAUAGAAGUCGAAAUAUUUGCUAUUGAAGGAGGUGGGGUUGCCUGAUUUCAAAGGUAGAAUUACCAAGAAAAUUGCCAUCAAAGUUGCGCGACUUCCAAAUCUGAAGAGUUCUUGGAAACUGCAAAUUUACUUUUUUUUUGUUUUUGUACCUUAGUUCUACGUGUUUUUUAGUAAAAUCCACAAAGAAAUGUGUUUUUCAAUGGAUGUUAAAGGUGUUGAGUCCCCCCCAAAAAAACUGGAUGAAAAUUUCCAAUCGGGUAGAUUUCAUCAUUUUGACGAACGCCUGAUUUCAUCUCGAUCCCUCAGCUAUAUGUCUUAGACUUUACUGUGUGAGAUAAUGGGCUGGCGGAAGGAGACAGAUGUUGUGAAGUUGUGUGAGUGGUCUGACAGUUGGGCCACAAGAUGACAGACAAGCACUCCUGACUUUUCUUUAAGCCCAUCUGUACUGUUCAAAGACCUAUAUAAUACAUAUUACUAGACUGCAUAAUAGUUUCUCCUAAGAGGCAUAAGUUACUGGAUGAAGUCUGUGCCUUUUUCUGUUGGCCUUCGGUUCUCAACGGUUUUUGUUUGUGGAUUUUCUGUUGUCAGUUUUUUCGACCCUGACCACCUUACUUCCAGUGUGGUACCAAAGAUGUUGUGCCGAUGGAACAUUUGAUGUGGAACUGAUGAUGUAACAGGGAUCAGAAAUGCUAAAGCCAUGGUGUGAACUUGUCAAAUGGACACAGAGCAAUGAUGUCACAGAAUUUUCAUUGACUUCUUAUUUGGUCUUCGGGUGAAGAAGAAUUCGUUUCCAGAAUAACCCCUUUUGGACGUGGCAAUCUCUAUAUUAUUUGUCAUGAGUUGUAUUUUCUCUCUGACAAAGUUGGUAAUAUCUUCCCAGGAAAUUCCAACAUAGGUGGCCAUAUUUUAAGGUUUUCCUGUUGACUGUUUUAUAUUAAUUCACUUCAUGAA
Messenger RNA from Aplysia californica (California sea hare), 8991 nucleotides. RefSeq names its product protein stoned-B. Gene Ontology annotation, biological process: clathrin-dependent endocytosis; regulation of endocytosis; synaptic vesicle endocytosis. The transcript has 5 exons. The record is from RefSeq and is a predicted model, not a curated record. Bases 595 to 4782 code for a protein of 1395 amino acids. NCBI's taxonomy places the organism in Eukaryota, Metazoa, Mollusca, Gastropoda, Aplysiida, Aplysiidae. Gene Ontology annotation, cellular component: synaptic vesicle; AP-2 adaptor complex. Gene Ontology annotation, molecular function: clathrin-cargo adaptor activity.